AUGGGCUCUCUGCUUCAAGACCGGAACUUCAGCCACUGGUAUGGAGGGAUCCUAGCCAUCCUCAUCCUAUCAAUCUAUGUGCUUUUCAAAUCGAGAUCAUCUCGCAAGCUCAAAACACCACCAGAAGCCGCAGGCGCAUGGCCCGUCGUAGGGCACUUGCCCAUACUAGCAAAAUCCCAUCUUCUUCACAAGACCUUCGCGUCCAUGGCAGACAAGUACGGAUCAAUCUUCACCAUCAAGCUCGGGUUGUUCCCGGCCGUAGUGGUUAGCAGUUCUGAGAUAGCCAAAGAAUGUUUCACCAGGCACGACCUCGCCCUCGCGUCUCGUCCUCAGCUAUUAGCCUCUGAAGUUAUGGGUUACAACUAUGCCUUUGUGGGGUUGGCUCCUUACGGUCCAUAUUGGCGUGAAGUGAGGAAAAUCACCACCUUGGAACUGCUCUCUGGCCGAAGGAUCGAGUCAUUGCUCACCCCCAUAGUGGCCUCAGCUACGGAUAUCGCCAUUAAAGAGUUGCACAAGCUUUGGACUGAGAAGAAGAAUGAUUCAGGCCAUAUUUUAGUUGACUUGAAGCUGUGGUUUGCAAGGUUGUCUAUGAACAUUAUCCUUAAAGCUAUAGCCGGUAAGGGCUACUACAGUGGCAUUGCCACGGUUGACGAGGAAGAGAAGCGGAGGUGCCACCAUGCCUUGAGGGAAUUCUUGCAACACCUAGGGGUUUUUCCGAUGGCGGAUGCUCUUCCUUUCUUGAGAUGGUUAGACUUGGGUGGCCAUGAGAAAUCCAUGAAGAGGACCUUCAAAGAAUUGGACAAACUCCUAACUGGUUGGUUAGAGGAGCAUAAAAGGAAUGGCAAAUAUUUGAGGGAGGAUAAGGGUGAUCGAGAUUUCAUGGACGUCAUGCUUUCGACCCUUAAUGGCAUGGAAAUCGGCGGUUUCGAUGCUGAUACAGUCAUCAAAGCAACAUGCUUGGCAUUGAUAGCGGGUGGUGUGGAUACUACCAUGACUACCCUAACAUGGGCAGUCUCUUUGUUGCUAAACAACCUUCAUGUUCUAAAGAAGACUCAAGAAAUACUAGAAGCCCAAAUUGGUAAACAAAGACAUGUGAAAGAGUCGGACAUUUCCAACCUAACUUACCUACAUGCCAUAGUGAAGGAGACACUCCGAUUACACCCGCCUGGACCACUAGGCGGCCCACACAUAUCAACUGAAGAUUGCAUCAUCAACGGGCACUAUGUGCCCAAAGGCACAAGGUUGAUCUUCAACAUAUGGAAAAUUCAUACCGACUCAAGAUCAUGGCCUGAACCAAUGAAGUUUAGGCCGGAGAGGUUCUUGAAUAGUCAAAAGGAUGUUGACGUGAAGGGCCUGAAUUUUGAGUACUUGCCAUUUGGAGGUGGGAGAAGAGCUUGCCCCGGAAUGUCCUUUGCCCUUCAAUCGACGCAUUCUAUGCUCGCUAGGUUUCUGCAUGCAUUCGAGGUGUCGACUCCCAACAACUUGCCAGUUGACAUGUCGGAAGGUCUCGGAAUAACGGUCGAGAAGGCGACUCCGCUCGAAGUAAUGCUCGCACCGAGAUUGCCUAACGAGGUCUACGAAUUUACAUGA
Molecule: messenger RNA, 1590 nt
Organism: Rhodamnia argentea
Lineage: Eukaryota; Viridiplantae; Streptophyta; Magnoliopsida; Myrtales; Myrtaceae
Product: cytochrome P450 CYP82D47-like
Exons: 3
Coding region: 1-1590 (529 amino acids)
Biological process (GO): defense response to other organism
Molecular function (GO): oxidoreductase activity, acting on paired donors, with incorporation or reduction of molecular oxygen; iron ion binding; heme binding
Source: RefSeq, a predicted model, not a curated record